AUGUUGUCAUCAGUGCCCAUUUGUGCUGCUCUCCGGUCCAAAAGCAACGGCAAGUACCUGCGCUACUCUGCGAACGACGGCAACGACGCGGCCAACAGCCAGCUCCUUCGGCUCAUCGGCGACGACGCUGAGAGCCCGCUCUCGAGGUUCUACGUCGAGCCGUCGUCCAAGAAUGACGGGCUUGUUCAUAUCAGGUGCAGCUACAACAACAAAUACUGGGUCGCCCAGCAGGGGCAUGCUGACGAAUGGAGGAUCGCCGGCAGCGCCGACACGCCAGAGGAGGACCUGUCCCAGCAGUCAUGCACGCUGUUCCAGCUCAAGCAUGUUCUUUCAUGCUCGGCUGAGGAAAUAUGCUGGCAUUUUUCCUCUGACUCGAAAUGGGCAAACGAGAGCAACCAAGACUUCUUGUGCAUGGGAGACGAAGAACAAUCUGAACAAUUUGUUCUUGAGCUGUUCCAAUGGAUGUUGCCCAAAUAUGUGUGCUUCAAGGGUGAUAAUGGCAAGUACCUCAGCGCACAGUCACUACACAACAAACCAUUUCUGGUCUUUGAAUCCGAGGAUAUCAAUGAUCCAACCGUGAGGCACACUACCACGGCCAGUAGAGAUGGUACCAUAAGGAUAAAAUCUGAUCACUUCGGACGGUUCUGGAGGAACUCUGGCAGCAGCGGCACAGGGUCAUGGAUACAUGCAGACUCCACCGACGACACCAGCAACAACGACGACCCCAACACACUGUUCCAAGCGUUUUAUACCGGUGGAGCAAUUGGGAUUCUGAACCAAGGAAGCAACCAGUACUGCAAGAGGCUAACGACGAAAAACGUGGAGCACGGCCUCUCUGCUACCGGAACUCGGUUUGAGGCGUGGUCCAGACUGCAGUUCGAAGAGCCUGUCGUAUCCCGGGAGAUCGACCACGUCCAUUUCAAGGACGUGCAGGCGGUGAUCGUCGGCGACGACAGGUACACUGCUCUCGCGACGGCGUCGGUCACCAACACCACCUCGUCGACCAUGCCCGCCGUGAAGCUCGCCUUGGAUUACACGCUGGAGGAGACGUGGGGAUGGUACUCCACGGUGACGCUCAAGUCGCCAGUCCGGACCUCCAUCACCUCGCCGUUCGUGUACGUGCAGUACAGCUUCCUGGCGAUGUCGCCGCGGUUCUUCCACGGGCUCAUCAGCUGGGGAGCCGACCACAAGAAGCACUCCAAGGUGAGUGAAGAGUACGUCGUUGACGUGCCGCCGAUGACUAAGGUGACAGUAACCUGCCAGGGAGUAGCGGCCAGCUUUGAGGUGCCCUUCUCGUACCGGCAGACUGACAAACUGAUAGACGGAGAGGUGGUCACCCUUCAAUACGAUGAUGGCAACUUCUCCGGUCGGAAUGUCCACAGUAUCUAUUACGUGACCAGAGAAGAAAAGAUUGGUCAGUAA
This is a messenger RNA of Miscanthus lutarioriparius, 1422 nucleotides long. Lineage: Eukaryota; Viridiplantae; Streptophyta; Magnoliopsida; Poales; Poaceae. The record is from the annotation of a GenBank genome assembly.